AUCUGGAUCUCCUUGGAGAAAACUAUUCUUCUGCAGGAAAUUGCACGUCUAUUUUCCUCCUGCUGGGAAUGACAUCUAUUCCCUUGAUGCGGUUUUUACUGUUAAAGGAGUAUCUUAAUCUCAUAGUUUACACCUCAGAGACAAUUUAAGUGUAAGUGAAUCCCACAGUCAUGAUGCCUGGGGGAGGAUGUAGUUCUCAUGAUGCCAACCAGAGCAUGAUGCUCCCUGACAGGUAGCCAUAAAUCUUUGGAAAUGAUGUAACUGGUGAACUUUAUCAAUCAUGGAAUGAUAGAACCAUAGACUAUCCUGAGUUGGAAGGGACCCAUAGGAAUCAUCAAAGCCCAGCUCCUGACACUGAAGUCCAACUUUAGCUGCAUGUUGUGAUCCACCACGAAAUAAAACACUGUGGUUUUACAAAUGAUCAUCACAAAUUCCCACAUCACACAUUCAUGCCCUGUCCCUGAUGCAAAUACUUAUAAAUACCGGCCUUCUGCUGACUGGAGCAUUUCCUAAGGAGGAUUACCCCAGCCUGGAAGUUUACAAACAGGCUGGGCAGUGUGUGUAACCUGUCCUACCUCUGCACACAGCAGCCUUGGCAAAACACCUGCCCUAUCUGCUGCCCGGGAUGUGGCACCGCCGACGCUCCUCCCGCAACAAUCUUGCAGAGGGCGGAGGAAAACCUCAACCUGCUCUUCAGGUGCUGUCACACACACACACAUAUCGAGUUCACUCGUGUCCCAGGCACGGCGUCAAACACAGCCAGGCUCCCCCAGCAGGGUUUUACGGGCAGCACCCUGCCGUGGCUCCCAGGGUGUGCAGCCUCCUCCGGCACCGCCGGCCGAAGGCGUGACUUGGCGGCAGGUGAAGGUGCCUCUCCCUGCAGGUAACUCCAGCCCUGAGCUCACAGGGGAAUUGGAGCCAGCACUUCCAGCAGCCGGUGGCCCCAUCCCGGUGGCCCUGGGGCACUUCCCACUGCAGCGCAGAGAAGAUGGGAGAAGGGAUUUUCACCAAACUCUUCCAGAAAAGGUCAUUUUUCCGCUUCGUGCAGAAGUAUCAGCCCCUUGGAAGCGGAGAGCCGGAAGAGGAGCCCCGGGAGGACUGUGAACUGAAAAUAAUUGAGCAGGAGAAGGAGGUGACAGUUGUGCCCCCGAAAGAUGCCUGUAAAUGCCACAAGGAAGACUUGGCAAGAGCUCUGAACGUUGAUUUACAGACUGGACUGUCUGAGUUUUCCGUGCUCCAGCGCAGGUUAAAACACGGCUGGAAUGAAUUUUCAGUCGAGAAGAAGGAGCCGAUAUGGAAGAAAUAUCUGGACCAGUUCAAAAGCCCCCUCAUCCUCCUGCUGCUGGCCUCAGCUCUGGUGAGUGUCAUCACAAAGGAAUACGAGGAUGCAGCGAGCAUCACCAUGGCCGUGCUCAUCGUGGUCACUGUGGCCUUCAUCCAGGAAUAUCGCUCGGAACAAUCUCUGGAAGAACUCAACAAGCUGGUGCCCCCCGAGUGCAACUGCCUAAGGGAAGGGAAACUGCAGCAUCUUCUAGCACGAGAGCUGGUGCCUGGAGAUAUCAUCUACCUGUCUGUUGGAGACAGGGUUCCUGCAGACCUCAGGCUGAUAGAGGUUACAGAUCUACUGGUGGAUGAAUCCAGUUUUACUGGAGAAGCUGAGCCUUGCAACAAGACUGACACUGUGUUGCUGGAAGCUGGAGACUUAACCACACUGAGCAAUGUUGUGUUCAUGGGGACCCUGGUGCAGUACGGGAAGGGAAAAGGUGUAGUUAUUGGCACAGGUGAAAGUUCCCAGUUUGGCGAGGUGUUCAAAAUGAUGCAAGCUGAAGAGACUCCCAAGACACCUCUCCAGAAAAACAUGGACAGACUGGGGAAGCAGCUCAGCCUGUUCUCCUUUGGCAUAAUUGGUCUGAUAAUGCUCAUUGGGUGGUUGCAAGGGAAGCAUCUCCUCAGCAUGUUCACCAUUGGAGUCAGCCUGGCCGUGGCUGCCAUCCCUGAGGGCCUUCCCAUCGUGGUCACAGUCACUCUGGUGCUGGGAGUUCUCCGGAUGGCCCAGAAAAAGGUCAUUGUGAAGAAGCUGCCCAUAGUAGAAACCUUAGGUUGCUGCAAUGUCAUCUGCUCGGAUAAGACGGGCACCCUGACGGCCAACGAGAUGACGGUGACCCGGCUGGUGACCUCGGAUGGCUUCCAGGCAGAGGUCAGCGGGGUGGGCUACAAUGGAGAAGGAAAUGUUUAUCUUCUGCCAACAAAGGAGAUCCUUAAGGAAUUUUCCAACGUCUCCAUUGGGAAGCUAGUGGAGGCUGGCUGUGUGGUCAAUAAUGCUGUUAUCAGGAAAAACAGUGUGAUAGGACAACCCACAGAAGGAGCUCUCAUUGCCCUGGCAAUGAAGAUGGAAUUAGCUGACAUAAAAGACAUUUAUGUAAGAAAGAAGGAAAUUCCAUUUAGCUCUGAACAGAAGUGGAUGGCUGUGAAAUGCACACUGAAAAAUCAGGACCAGGAAGAUAUUUACUUUAUGAAAGGAGCAUUUGAAGAAGUUAUUCAGUACUGCACUCUGUACAACAGUGGUGGCAUCUCACUGUCACUCACCCCCCAGCAGAAAGCUGCCUACCAGCAGGAAGAGAAGCGAAUGGGCUCCUCAGGACUUCGAGUACUUGCUUUGGCUUCAGGUCCAGAACUUGGCAAACUAACAUUUUUAGGUCUGGUUGGAAUAAUUGAUCCCCCGAGGGCUGGAGUGAGAGAAGCUGUUCAAGUCCUUUUUGAGUCUGGUGUGUCAGUGAAGAUGAUAACUGGAGAUGCCCUGGAAACAGCUGUGGCUAUAGGACAGAAUAUUGGUCUCUGCAAUGGGAAGCUGAAAGCUAUGUCUGGGGAAGAGCUGGACCAACUGGAAGAGGCAGAGCUGUCAUCCACUGUCCAAAAUGUUUCCAUUUUUUUCAGAACAAGUCCAAAGCACAAACUAAAAAUAAUAAAGGCUUUGCAGAGGGCUGGUGCUGUGGUGUCCAUGACAGGAGAUGGGGUCAACGAUGCCGUGGCCCUGAAAUCCGCGGAUAUCGGGAUCGCGAUGGGACAGGCCGGCACGGACGUGAGCAAAGAGGCUGCCAACAUGAUCCUCGUGGACGAUGACUUCUCAAAAGUAAUGAAUGCAAUAGAAGAGGGAAAGGGAAUAUUUUACAACAUAAAAAACUUUGUCCGGUUCCAGCUGAGCACGAGUAUCUCAGCUUUGAGCCUAGUUACUCUGUCAACAGUGCUCAACCUACCAAAUCCGCUCAAUGCUAUGCAGAUCUUAUGGAUCAACAUCAUCAUGGAUGGGCCGCCAGCCCAGAGCUUGGGAGUUGAACCUGUUGACAGGGACACCAUCAAACAGCCCCCCCGGUGUAUCACAGACACCAUACUCAGCAAAUCACUGAUCCUGAAAAUCUUCAUGUCAGCUCUCAUUAUCAUCAGUGGAACCCUCUUUGUCUUCUGGAAGGAGAACCCAAAAGGUGGCAUAACUCCUCGAACCACAACGAUGACUUUUACCUGUUUUGUGUUUUUUGACCUCUUCAAUGCCCUGACAUGUCGCUCUCAGACAAAGUUGAUACUUGAAAUUGGCUUUUUUCGGAACCGCAUGUUCCUGUAUUCCGUGCUUGGAUCAUUUUUGGGACAGCUGGCUGUUAUAUACAUCCCUCCACUACAGAAGAUCUUCCAGACAGAGAAUUUAGGAGUGUUAGACCUGCUGUUCCUCACUGGACUGGCUUCCUCAGUGUUCGUGGUGUCCGAGCUCGUCAAACUGUGUGAACGACGCUGCUGCCGCCCGGGGCACACAAAGGGAUGUCACACCUGACUCAGACCUCCUCUAAAACACUCUUGGAACAGAGCUGUGAUGCUGGAUAAUCCAAAUGCAUCUCUUUCUGCUCCACACAUCCUUCCUGAAGAUACCCACGUGCAUCUGUACCAACAGUCUCCUCUACACGCCCCACCUGAGCUGUUCUACAGAAACCUCUGCAGCAGCUCCGGUUUCAAACCAAGAGCAGGUAUAUUUUUAUAACAUAUGUCAAGAAGGCUGUGAUAGUCCCAGACAAAAUAAGAGUUUCACACCUGUACAGAAAAAUAUAUUGUGCAUAAACUGAAAUUUUAUUUAUUUAAAUCAAAGUCAUUUUUAUUAAUAAAAUCUACAUUUUUAAAUGUUA
Messenger RNA from Pseudopipra pipra, 4166 nucleotides. It is a transcript of the gene ATP2C2, whose product is annotated as ATPase secretory pathway Ca2+ transporting 2. Gene Ontology annotation, cellular component: endoplasmic reticulum; Golgi membrane; plasma membrane. The transcript is spliced from 27 exons. Gene Ontology annotation, molecular function: P-type calcium transporter activity; ATP binding; ATP hydrolysis activity. Lineage: Eukaryota; Metazoa; Chordata; Aves; Passeriformes; Pipridae. The record is from RefSeq and is a predicted model, not a curated record. Bases 989 to 3820 code for a protein of 943 amino acids. Gene Ontology annotation, biological process: calcium ion transmembrane transport; intracellular calcium ion homeostasis; manganese ion transport.